Molecule: messenger RNA, 5131 nt
Organism: Brassica rapa (field mustard)
Lineage: Eukaryota; Viridiplantae; Streptophyta; Magnoliopsida; Brassicales; Brassicaceae
Product: F-box protein At3g60790
Molecular function (GO): protein binding
Source: RefSeq, a predicted model, not a curated record
GGCUGGUCGCCGGAAACUGCCUAUAUCCACACCGUUAGAACUGUAAGAAUACUCUAAAUCAGCCGUGCAUAUUUGUUUUACCAUCUUCAAUUUCUGAGUUAGUGUUCUAAGUUCUUGAAAUAUAAUUUCUUGAUGAAUUUGUAUAUGAAUUAUAAUUCAUUAGUUAUUAAGAUAUUUUAUGGUUAUUUGAAAAUAUUUCUGUAAGAGAUUGUUAUUUAGAUGUUCUUGAUGUAUAUGAAACUAGAAUCUUAAUCCUGUUUUAAUUUGUAUACUAGAUAUUUGCCCGCGCAAAUGCGCGGAUGACUAAUUCCUUUCUAUAUAUGUUACAAAAUAAAAUAAAUGCUUUUUAUUAGAAGAGGAAACAAUUACAUUUACUAUGCAGUCAAGGCUAAAGUGUUACAUGCACUAAAUCAAUUUUAGUUAAGUGUUAUUUUGGAAUUAUAUAUUGACAAACAAAAUAAUUGACUUUAAUAACAAAAAAAAUACACGUAACUAAAGAAACUAAAAAACUAAUCCAAAUAGCUUUAAAAUCUGAUUACUUAUACAAUAAACACAUUUUAUUUGAUAGAUUAUUACUUUCCUCUUGUUAAUCUAAUAUCUAUCCGUCUUAAACAACUAUUUUCCUUUUGAGUGCUACUAUCUUCAUCUGCAGAUAAAUCUGCAAAUCUAAUAACAAAAAAAUAUAUUUAAGAAAAUCACAUGUAUCUUAGCACUAUAUAACAGAAAAGUGCAUAAAUGUAAAUCGAUUAAUAGUCUUUUCAAGAAAAAAAUGUAAAUUGAUUAGCAGUACUAUAACAUGUAAAAAUGACGUCAACAUAUAAGACAGAAGAGUGAUAAUUUGCAUAAUAACUAUUAUGAUUAACUAAAAUAGUUUUAUUAACAAUUGACAUUAAUCUAGUUACCUAUGUCAUUUUCACGUUAUUCAGUGGUAAGAAGAUGACCUAGCCUUUCUUUUGCCCUAUAAUAAACAUAAUAACCAAAACUUUUCUGUGAAUAAAAUUCAACUCAAAAAGAUUGAAAGUUUUCUGAAAGAAAAUAUCAAAAUACUCACGUUCGUUGUCUAUUUUUUCUUUCUAAGAAUAAGCUAUUGAGCCAAAAAAAAACAGAUUUGUAAGUAAGCAAUUUAUUUUUUGUUUAUCAAAGAAAAAAAAAAGUAAUAAUCUACAAACAUAGUCUGUAAAAACGUAUUAUUAUUUUUUUUUGUUAUUAUUAUUUUUUUUUGUAAAAACUUAUUAUUACCUCAACUGUUGUUGACAAUGCUUUGAUUUAUAUUGGUUUUUUUGAAGAACUAAGCAGAGGAAAUUCAAUUGACAUCUUCACUGUGAAUCAUGCAAAAAAGAGUAAUUAUAAAAGUGUAUCAGUUUUCUGAACUUAAAAUGUGUGUACCUUUUCAUCAAAGUGUAUGUACUUUUUCAUCCAUUAGGAUAGCUUUCAUCCCGAGCAAACUUCAAGUUUAUGUUUGGGAUAGUAGUCCCAGAUCCGAGAGACCGCACUCUGAUUUUCCAUUUUUUAGAUGAAUUGAAUAACAUCUUCAACCUGAGUUCUGCACAAAGAGAGAAAGGAUUAUUUAUUAGAGAAGAAGAGAAUAAUUAUUCUAAGAAAAUUGAUAGAAAACAAAACAUAAACUUGCAGCAGAGGUUUUAUUAUGUGCUGUAGACACGAUGCAAAAAUGCAAUGAUUGUUUGUUUUAUGUAAAGCUUUUUUUUUUUUGAUAAAUUUUAUAUAAAGCUUUGUCCUGGGCACAAUUUAGAGAAACAUUAACCUUGAAUUCUUGAUCGUAAAAUUUCAAAAUUUAGAGAAUUCUUUGAAGAUACGAUACUUGUGUCACAGAUACAAUAUAUAAAAGAAAGUAGAUUAAUUUAUGUAGGAGAUAAUAAAAUAGUUUCAAAAAUUAUAAGUUAACGUGAGUUUAAAAAAAUAAAAAAAAAUAGAAAUAUAGGUAGUUGAAGAUUUACAUUGCAGAAAAGUAGGAGAAAAAAAAAAUUAGUUUUAAUAAAACUUUGCUUGUGAGAGAAAAAUUCAAUUCUUUUGUUUUAUUAUUUUUGAAAACUUUUUCACAUGUCAAUUGUUUUUUAAAUUUGUUUCUAAUAUUUUUCUACAUGGCAAUGUCUGAUUCGUCAGGCGACUUGCGCUUUAGUAUAUAAAGGAUAUGUGUGCGUUUCCUAAGUGUAAAUGCUACAAAAAAAAUCAAGUGUUUCUGGAAUAUGUAUCACGGGUACGGCGGGAUGGAACACGAGGCUUAUCGUCAAGACUUGGACACAUGGAGAUCCAAUCCAAACCACGGUGGGACUCAUCGUCAAUUCGUCAUGGCCGUCCACACCGGCUCGGUGACAUGAGUUUUUAUUACCCGUCAAAGAGGAUUAGAAUAGGCUUCCUAGCCGUUGGGUCAAAUACAUUGAUCCUCGGUUUAGAGAAACUCCCAUACAAGUACAACAACCUCAUUCAUGAAUUUCUCAAUCUGUGGGUUCAAAACAAUAAUAUUUUAAUAUCAUAUCAUUAGAUAAUUAAAUUUUAAUUAUUUAGAAAAGAUAAGAUCAUUUUCAAAGCAAUACAUGGCAAUUGAAUUUCUAAAGAGGUUCUCAUGUUUUAUUUUAAUUUUUUGUUUUCUUAAAUAUUGAAAUAUUCUCUUAGAUAUUUCCAUUGGAGUUGCUCUUAUGAUUUGAAACUAGUGUUGAUGAUAAAAAAACUUUGGAGUUUUUUUGGGUAAAUAUCAAAAUUAAUUAGUUUUAAAUAUUAAAUAUUACAUUUGAAAUCUAAUAAGAAUUUCUGGUCUGUAUGUCUAAUAAAAUAUCAGAGCCUCAUAUUUAUUUGCAUAUUAGAAGAAUGUACUUUACAAUUUAGAUUCAAUUCUUUUACAAAAGAAUAAUUAAUUUCUAUGUAUUCACAUAUGCCAAAAAGGAAACACAACACGUAAUUCAAAAUUUCUAAGGUCAAAAGGAAAUAAAAAUCAAGUAGUCAAGAAAAUAAACUAGUUAUUAUGACUAAACAUUAAUUCCUUCAUGUCUUUCAUAAGCUCCAUUUUUCAUUUUUAAUAUCUCUCAUUGUCAUCUCUCGCUUUAGUUUUUCUCUCAUCUUCUUUGAUUCAAAAGCCAUGAAGAGACACUCAUCAUCAUUGUCAUCAUCAUCACCUGAUGCAAAAAUCAGAAAGCUACAACAUCCUAUCAUUGACGAUGAUUGUAUCAGCGAACUCCCAGACGAUCUGUUACGAAUGAUCCUUUCAAAAUUGCCCACCGAAGAAGCUGUGAUGACAAUUCUUUUAUCAUCACUAUGGAUGGAUUUGUGGAAAUGGAGACCUCAUUUCGUCUUGGAUAUGAAAAGGAUCUUGGAUAAAACCCCCACCAAACUUUGGGACAAAGUUUCCGCUCAGUUGGCUAGUUCUAUGGACAAGACUUUCAGACAACACCACGGCGACCUGGAGAGCUGCACUAUCACAUCCCGAUGUAAUGAUGUUAUACUUCAAAACUGGAUCCGACGUGCGACUCGUGUGAAACACACUAAAGAUCUCACGCUAAACUAUAUACAUGGUCAUAAGAGACGUUACAGAGGAACACAUAUGGUCUACUUCCUCCCAGAAAUAUUUUCGCAUCCUAGCCUCACUUCACUGUCACUUAGUGGAUACACUCUAGAAAGAAGACGUGCCUUCAUUAACUGUGGGAAUCUUAAGACCCUCAAGCUUUUGAACAUGUUCCUCUUUCGGGUUAGUACCCUUAGUCACGUUUUGGCAGCUUGCUCCUCCCUCGAGGUGAUUGUGUUGGAAAUCGUUUUCUUAAGCGGGCUUGGUGUGUUGAAGAUUGGGAACAAAAAUUUGAAGUUCUUGCAAGUGACUUUCCCUGACUAUGUUGAGAGGAUUGAAGUGAAUGCACCCUGUCUAGAUGUUCUAGACGUCAGGGAUAUCAAAUGUGAGAGCAAGAAUAACUUCAUCCUCACUGCUCCUAACAUCCAGUUUGACAGAAACGAUUGGGUUUCUAGGUGUGUUUAUCGUCCUCACAUUAGCUAUAAUGUAUCAGAACUUGUUCAGGAGACAAAACACACUUGGUAUGAGCUCCUGGUGAGUGACUUUCAUGGUAUGCCAAGGCAUGGAACUUUAUCGGUGAGUAUAGACAUAACUAAUCCUAAAGAAGUGGAGAUAUUGAAGGAACUUUUGCUUAUGUGGACUACUUACAAAAUGAUAGAGCUUGAGAUUUUGUUCAAGACCAACAAUGCUUCUAGAGAAGAAGAAGGUGAAUGUGUUAGUGACGGCAUAGCACAUGAGAAGUUGUGGGAGGAUGCAGCACCGUUCCCUAACGCAGAAUUUCGCGUUUAUAAAGUGUGGAUGUAUAACUUCAAUGGUUCGAGUAAGGAGGAGUUUGCGUUUGCCUCACGUAUUGUGUUGCAAAAGACUGUGAUGAUGAAGAUGAUGAUCGAGACCUCAUCGUUUCCACCAAUGAAGAAGUUAGAGGUAGAAGCAGCUGUGGCCAAGCUAAUGGAACUUCCUAAAGGUAACGAAGAUCUUAGUAUUGAGUGCUUCUGAUGAAAGUUUGGUUCCAGUCUUUCCAUAAUCCAUUGCUAGUAUAAGCAUAAACUAUGAUACUAUCUUUUCUUUGUUAAUGUAAGGAUUAUAUGGUUUUAAAUUUGGGAUUAUUGUGUUCAGAGUUUAUGUGACAAAGGAUCUUGAUGUUUGAAAUUUACUUUGUCUUAAUAUGAUUUGUUUUAUUGUGAUUUUCUUCUGGUUACUAUGGCUUAAUGCUUUCUCAAAAGGGAUUAUGUUAUAAAUUUAUGAUAGAAAAAGGAUUAUGUUUUAACAAAACCGAAUUGUGUUAAACAGAGAUUUUAGCUUUAUGGAAAUUAAAUUCUGACUAUAAAUCUAAAUCUUGGAGAUUUAGUUAAGGUUUUUGGCUUCAAAUCUUUUCACCAAUAGAAAAGCAAAAAAAAAAAAAUACCGUUUUAAUCACAAAUGGAUACUGAAAAAAGUAGUAGAGUAUAAACCUGGGGCUGACAUCUUUGUUGGUUUUUGAUAAAACAUAAACUCAAGAUUAUUAUUUUUUUUACUAAUAUAAAAAUAGAUUUUUGUUUUUAAUAAAAAAUUAACAGUACUGUUCACAUUUCACAACAAAAGCUACUUGAGAAGGUGAUCAUAUAUUUAGGAAGAUUA